Dovyalis caffra is the source of this 525-nucleotide messenger RNA. NCBI's taxonomy places the organism in Eukaryota, Viridiplantae, Streptophyta, Magnoliopsida, Malpighiales, Salicaceae. The record is from the annotation of a GenBank genome assembly.
AUGCCACACGAAGGUUGUGUUGAGGUUUCGUUAAGGCGUAAUUUGUCGAGAAGACGGUCUUUUAGGUCGGUUGGGGGUGUUGAUAGAGAUGAUAGAGGUUGGACUUUGCUCCAUAUCGGUGCUAGGAAAGGUGAUCUCAAACAGGUGAAACGUCUACUCAAUGAAGGAAUGGAUGUUAAUGUGCCUGCAUGGGGGCCAAAAUCAAAAGGCCUGACCGCUCUCCACCUUGCUGCUCAGGGUGGUCACCUUGAGGUUAUGGAUGAAUUGCUCGAGCGUGGUGCUAAUAUCGAUGCUAGAACCUUGGGUGCUUGUGGUUGGACACCACUUCACAGCGCUGCAAAGGAAAGGAAGAAAGAAGCAGUCAAAUUUCUCAUAGAGAAUGGCGCAUUCUUGCCAGAUGAUAUCAAUGAUAGCAGAUUUAACCCGCCACUCCAUUACUGCCCUGGUCUUGAAUGGGCAUACGAGGAGAUGGAGCGUCAUCGUGGAGGGAACUUAUCAUCGGGCGAAGCAUCCUACAGCUCUUAA